Messenger RNA from Caenorhabditis remanei, 1311 nucleotides. RefSeq lists its product as uncharacterized. NCBI's taxonomy places the organism in Eukaryota, Metazoa, Nematoda, Chromadorea, Rhabditida, Rhabditidae. The record is from RefSeq and is a predicted model, not a curated record. The coding region runs from base 1 to 1311 and encodes 436 amino acids. Gene Ontology annotation, molecular function: N-acetylglucosamine kinase activity. The transcript is spliced from 6 exons.
AUGCGAAAAGGUCUCGACUGGGAAAGCCGUGAAUCCGUAUCGUCCGUCAUCUCCUCCUCCUCACUGUCUAAUCUCUCAGUGAUCAUCGCCUCCGACGUGUUCUUCGAUCCGUCGACAUUCCGUCCGCUCGUCGACACUUUCGCCCAAUUGUUGAUAAAGUUCGAGCACGCCGUGAUCUACUUCGCAUACCAACAGAGAGACGACAGCUGGACAUUGGCUCCGUAUCUCUCGAAAUAUCCAUUUCUACGUGUCGAAUUGACGAGACGAAUCGAGACCGACAACGAGACGAUCGACAUUUUCACUAUGACAAAAGAAUCCCUUGGUCUGUAUGCUGGAAUUGAGGGCGGAGCGACCGGCUCGAAAUUAGUGAUAAUCGACGCGGCGACGAAUCGUCAAUACACGUCAUCAACGCGCGGAACGAACUUCUUUCUAACGGAUUACACUGUCGUCUGCCAACGAAUCGCCACGUGGAUUCAAGAUGUCUUCGUGGCCGAGGGACUAGAAAUCCGUGAUUUGCGAGCACUCGGCCUCGGCCUAUCCGGUGCGGAAGACGAGGAAUUCAAUCGGAAAUUCGUCGAGGAAUUCCGCCGGAAUCACGGAAAAUCGAUAACCGCCAACUUCUAUUUGACGUCGGAUUCGGUGAUGACGUUAUUGGCAAACUUCCCCGCGGAGGAGAACGGAAUUGUGCUGAUUGCGGGAACUGGGUCGUCGUGUCGAAUGAAACGGAGGGAUGGGGUGGUGAAGGGUGCCGGCGGGUGGGGACAUCAAGUCGGUGAUGGUGGAAGUGCGUUUUGGAUUGCCAGGGAGGCUAUUCAGAUGCUAUUCGACGCUGAGGACGGUUUCAUCACCGACUUCAACACUGACGUCAUCAAAGAGUUGCUCUUCAAACACUAUUCGAUCACCGACAAAACGCGAAUUCUCGAUUUUCUCUACUCGAAUUUCGAAAAACACAAAAUCGCGGAUUUCACCGUCUCGCUGGCGACACGUCUCGAUGACGUGGCGAUUUCAGAAGUUUUUAGACGGGCGGGCGAUAUUUUAGGACGACAUGUGAGAACGGUGGCCAAACAUUUGUCGGAGGAAGACCGAAAAGUGUUGCACAUCGUCCAAAUCGGCGGUGUCUUCCAAUCCUGGCAAGCUCUUCAAAAUGGCUUCGUAAACGCUCUCUCUGGCUCGGGAACCCACAAAAUCAUAAUGUAUGAGCCGUGCGAUUCGCCGGCGGUCGGCGCCGCUGUGCUCGCUGCGAAAGAGCAAAAUGGGAUCUAUUUGGAGCAGAAAGUGAAGAAGAAUGUGCUGAGAGAGAUUGAUUUGUGA